Molecule: messenger RNA, 9661 nt
Organism: Nerophis ophidion (straightnose pipefish)
Lineage: Eukaryota; Metazoa; Chordata; Actinopteri; Syngnathiformes; Syngnathidae
Gene: nalf1b
Product: NALCN channel auxiliary factor 1
Exons: 4
Coding region: 591-1862 (423 amino acids)
Biological process (GO): calcium ion import across plasma membrane
Cellular component (GO): plasma membrane
Molecular function (GO): stretch-activated, monoatomic cation-selective, calcium channel activity
Source: RefSeq, a predicted model, not a curated record
UCGCUGCGAUGGAGAUGACGCAAACAGCCUGUGCUCUCCGAAAAAGUCUUUCCAGGCGAACAUGGCGGCAACUUAGGCGCGCUCCAAGAUGACAACGGCCGGCCGGAGACGGGAAUCAAGGCUCGACGCUCGGCUUCGAGGCGGUGACAAACCCGGCCAGUGCGGGCCGGCACUGUGAGCCCAAUCUGCGGCAGACGCCCCAGCAAGGAUCAUCAUCAUCAUCCUCCUCAUCCUCCUCCUCCUCCUCAUCGUCAGCAGCAGCAGCAGCAGCAGCAGCAGCAGCAGCGGCGUCGAACAGGGAUUUUGCCAACAUCCUGCACCGAAGGACGGGGAGGACACCCGGGGAGGCGAGGAAGAAGGGGGGGGCAUGCGGUCAAAGAGGACGCCGUCCCCCCGCGGGGAGCCGUGGAGGAUGCGGCAAGCUUAAUCCGCGCGGGUGGGCUUUAUCGGACCGGAAUAGCACCGACCCUGCACCGGCGGAGGAACACGGCAACCCGCGGGAGAACGCAGCCUGCCUCCCCUAAGUCAAUGAGUAUUGAGACAGAGAAGCCCCCGCGGUGGAGUCGGCCAGGGCAGCGCUCUCCUAAAAUAUGACCAGGGGUGCUUGGAUGCGUCGACAGCAUGACGACGGCGUCAAACACUGGUUCGCACCCCGCGGGACCGAGAAGCCAUCCACCGAGUCGGAGCGGGCCCAGAGAUGGCGACUGUCGCUGGCCUCGCUGCUCUUCAUCACCGUCCUGCUCUCGGAUCACCUGUGGUUCUGCGCCGAGGCCACGCUCGCCCGCACCAGGGACAAGCGCGCCGGCCCGCCGGGGCCGGGGAUCAGAGAGACGGGCGAGCAGCCUCACUCCCUCCGCUGGGUCCCGCCGACAUCACCACCACCGCCACCGCCAUCGUCAUCAUCCUCAUCGUCAUCACCACCGCCUGACCCCUACCGGCUCGCCAGAGAGCAAGAUGCUAUUUUUCUAGGGAAUUCUACCGAACCUCUGUGGCGGAUGGACACCUGUCACCCGGACAGCGUGUCCAAAGACUGCUUCACGUUCACGGACGCGGACACCGUGUGCCUGGGCCUCUCCGCCUUCGCCGCCGGAGGGGGCGAGGAGGGGACGCAGUCGGCGGCUGACGUGAACCUGGGCGAUUUGUACCUUUCUUUUUGUAAUUCCUACUCACUUUUGGAUUUGUUCCACGGGUUUACGAGUCCACGCCACGUCAACUGCACCCUGGAUACGGCCACGGGGGCGGCGGACGCGCCGGGAUGCGGCGAGUGCGUGCGGGCUUUCCAGCUCCUCGACCGGCUGGCGGAGGACAACUACCGGGAGUUCGAGCUGCUGGUGCGCAAGUACGAGACGGACGCGUACUCGGUUCGGACGUGCAUGGAGGAAUGCAAGUUGGCAUACAAGCCGUGGCUGUGUUCUCAGUACUUCCAGACCACCCAGAUGCACUGCACUAAGAGAAUCCCCUGUGGUCAAUACUGCCUGGAGGUGCAGCAGCGGUGUCCCUUUGUCCUGCCUGACAACGAUGAUCUCAUUCACGGAGGCAGCCCCAGUUUUAUAUGUGCAGGGUUGCUGGAGGACCAUCCGUCGGGCGCCGACCCGGACGCAGAGUGCUGCGACGUGCGGUGGGACUUGAAAGUGGACAACCGCUCUCGGGGGACGCUGAAAAGAACUCACCCGCCAUGCCAGCACCGAACCUCCCUCAGCUCCUCGGCAGCGAGCAGACUGUGUAACAGCCGCCUCAAACUCUGCCUGCUGGUGCUGGUCCUCCUGCACACUGUGGCCAGUCUCACCGCCGCCCACAAUGCAACGGGCCUGGGCCUCCCCGCCAUCACGCCUCUGGAGGAGAGCCCCGCCAGUGAGGAGUGAUUGCCCGGAGGAGGAAGGAGUUCACGUGAGAGAUGUUAAGGUGUGCAAAAAGAGGAGAGAUUUACCGCGAGAGUAACACAUGCUAGUAAGUUCUUUUGUUUUUACAUGAUUUCCAAGCCCUCACGCUAUUACUUUGGUCUGUUAUACGUCACAGGGUAUUGAAUGCCGUUAUGGCAUGCACCUAAUAUUAUCCACAAGCUGGUGAUUUGAUCACAAUGGACGACCACAUUCAGGCUGCGUUCACACUUGUGGUUCUGCGCUCCGCUCUGAAAGAAACAGAUUUAAAACAUGCACGUUGGAAGCUGUUCACUUAGCGUUCAAUCCAUUUUAUUUAUAUAGCACAUUUAAAGGCCUACUGAAAUGAGAUUUUCUUAUUUAAACGGGGAUAGCAGGUCCAUUCUAUGUGUCAUACUUGAUAAUUUCGCGAUAUUGCCAUAUUUUCGCUGAAAGGAUUUAGUAGAGAACAUCGACGAUAAAGUUCGCAACUUUUCGUCGCUAAUAAAAAAGCCUUGCCUGUAGCAGAAGAUGUGCGCCUGACGACACGGGUUGUAGGGCUCCUCACAUCCUCACAUUGUUUACAAUCAUAGCCAGCAGCAGCUAGAGCUAUUCGGACCGAGAAAGCGACAAUUUCCUCAUUAAUUUGAGCGAGGAUGAAAGAUUCGUCGAUGAGGACGUUUAGAGUGAGGUGCUAGAAAGAAAAAAAAAAAGAAAAGGCGACGGCUCCAGGCGGCGUUACAGAUGUAAUUAGACACGUUUACUAGGAUAAUUUUGGAAGAUCCCUUAUCUGCUUAUAGUGUUUUAGUGAGAUUGUAAAGUCAUACCUGAAAGUCGGAUGGCUGCGGAGAAAGCCAGUGUCUCUCAGAGAAGCCGAUGGAGGAGCCAAGAUCACAGCUGGCUUUUUGAGCUGCAUUUUGAGGUCCCAUAAUCCACUGAAGUCUUUGGUAAGAGCCGACUUAAUAUCACAAUUUUUUCCAUCCAAAAACAUGCUGGUUGACGUAGAGAAACAUGUUCGCUUGACCGCUCUGUGUUUAAGCUUCACAACAAACAAAGAAACACUGGCUGUUUUUCGGCGCUAAAGGCAGUUGCAAUCCACCGCUUUCCACCAACAGCAUUAUUCUUUAUAGUCUCCAUUAUUAAUUGAACAAAUUGCAAAAGAUUCAGCAACACAGAUGUCCAAAUUACUGUGUAAUUAUUUGAUGAAAAGAGACUACUUUUAGCCGUGUGUGGUGCUGGGCUGAUAUGUCCGCUACAACCCGAGACGUCAAACGCACGCGUCAUCAUACCGCGACGUUUUCAACAAGAAACUCCGCGGGAACUUUAAAAUUGUAAUUUAGUAAACUAAACCGGCCGUAUUGGCAUGUGUUGCAAUGUUAAUAUUUCAUCAUUGAUAUAUAAACUAUCAGACUGCGUGGUCGGUAGUAGUGGGUUUCAGUAGGCCUUUAAACAACAAAUAUGUUUCCAAAAUGCUGCACAAAAAUAUUAAAAACAAGAUCCAAAUACUAUCCUUACCUCCACCAAUGAUUGAAUAAAAAUUAAAUCAGUAAAUAUCAAACCAAUAUAAAAACAAUAUAGAAGUAAAUAUGUUUAAAAAAUAAUUGAAAUACAAAUGUAAAAACACAGGGGACUACACAACUCACGUAGUGUUAAAAGCCAGAGAAUAAAAGUGGGUUCGCUCUGAUAUACAGUCAUGGUCAAAAGUUUACACUUGUAAAGAACAUAAUGUCAUGGCUGUCUUCAGUUUCCAAUCAUUUCUACAACGCUUUUUUUUUUUUUUGUGAUAGAGUGAUGGGAGCACAUACUUGUUGGUCACAAAAAACAUUCAUGAAGUUUGGUUCUUUUAUGAAUUUAUUAUGGGUCUACUGAAAAUGUGACCAAAUUUGCUGGGUCAAAAGUAUACAUACAGCAAUGUUAAUAUUUGCUUACAUGUCCCUUGGCAAGUUUCACUGCAAUAAAGCAUUUUUGGCAGGCAUCCACAAGCCUCUGGCAAGCUUCUGGUUGAAUUCUUGACCACUCCUCUUUUCAAAAUAGGAGCAGUUUAGUUAAAUUUGUUGAUUGUCUGACAUGGACUUGUUUCUUCAGCAUUGUCCACACAUUUAAGUCAGAACUUUGGGAAGGCCAUUGUAAAACACUAAUUCUAGCCUGAUUUAGCCAUUCCUUUACCACUUUUGACGUGUGUUUGAGGUCAUUUUAAAUCACGCCAUGUAAACUGCUUCAAUUUCACCAAAAGCUUCUAAAAUGUACUGAGUUGAAUACGAAGAUUAUUUGAAUUUACUGCUAAUUAUAACAGCUUUGAUUUCACCUUUAGCGUCUAAAAAUUAAAAAAAUCUUUCCAUGCCAUUUUAUGUAACACAAUUCAAAUAUUCCAAAAAUUUAAAUUACAUCUCCUAGUUUGGCUUCAUCGGUUGUUUUGAUUUUAUGCUAUGUAGACAGCUUCAAUUUCACCAAAAGCUUCUAAAACAUGCUUCAAAAUCGCUUUCUGGACAUGUUAUGUGACUUAACUCAAAUAUUUUAAAACAAAAUGCAGUGUGCUGCGUUGAAUAUGGAUAUUAUUUGAAUUUACUGCCAAUUAUAACAGCUUUGAUUUCACCAAAAGCCUCUAAAAUAUACUUUAAAAAAGUUUCCAUGCCAUUUUAUGUAACACAAUUCAAAUAUUCCAAAACAAAAACGACAUCUGCUAUGUUGACUGCAUUUAGUUUUUGUAUUUUAUGCUACGUAAACAGCUUCAAUUUCACGAAAAGCUUCUAAAACAUGCUUCGAAAUAGCUUUCUGGACAUGUUAUGUGACUUAACUCAAAUAUUUUAAAGCAAAAUGCAGUGUGCUGGGUUGAAUAUGGAUAUUAUUUGAAUUUACUGCCAAUUAUAACAGCUUUGAUUUCACCAAAAGCCUCUAAAAUAUACUUUAAAAACGUUUCCAUGCCAUUUUAUGUAACACAAUUCAAAUACUCCAGAAACACAAGCGACAUCUGCUAGGUUGACUGCAUUAGUAGUUGUAUUUUAUGCUACAUAAACAGCUUCAAAUUCACCAAAAGCUUCUAAAACAUGCUUUGAAAUAGCUUUCUGGACAUGUUAUGUAACCUAACUCAAAUAUUUUAAAGCAAAAUGCAGUGUGCUGGGUUGAAUAUGGAUAUUAUUUGAAUUUACUGCCAAUUAUAACAGCUUUGAUUUCACCAAAAGCCUCUAAAAUAUACUUUAAAAAAGUUUCCAUGCCAUUUUAUGUAACACAAUUCAAAUAUUCCAAAAAACAAAAACGACAUCUGCUAUGUUGACUGCAUUUAGUUUUUGAAUUUUAUGCUACAUAAACAGCUUCAAUUUCACGAAAAGCUUCUAAAACAUGCUUUGAAAUAGCUUUCUGGAGAUGUUAUGUCACUUAAUUCAAAUAUUUUAAACCAAAAUGCAGUGUGCUGGGUUGAAUAUGGAUAUUAUUUGAAUUUACUGCCAAUUAUAACAGCUUUGAUUUCACCAAAAGCCUCUAAAAUAUACUUUAAAAAAGUUUCCAUGCCAUUUUAUGUAACACAAUUCAAAUAUUCCAGAAACACAAUCGACAUCUGCUAGGUUGACUGCAUUAGUUGUUGUAUUUUAUGCUACAUAAACAGCUUCAAAUUCACCAAAAGCUUCUAAAACAUGCUUUGAAAGAGCUUUCUGGACAUGUUAUGUGACUUAAAUGAAAUAUUCUCAACCAAAAUGCAGUGUGCUGGGUUGAAUACGGACAUUAUUUGAAUUUACUGCCAAUUAUAACAGCUUUGAUUUUACCAAAAGCCUCUAAAAUAUACUUUAAAAAAGUUUCCAUGCCAUUUUAUGUAACACAAUUCAAAUAUUCCAAAAACAAAAACGACAUCUGCUAUGUUGACUGCAUUUAGUUUUUGUAUUUUAUGCUACGUAAACAGCUUCAAAUUCACGAAAAGCUUCUAAAACAUGCUUUGAAAUAGCUUUCUGGACAUGUUAUGUAACCUAACUCAAAUAUUUUAAAGCAAAAUGCAGUGUGCUUGGUUGAAUAUGGAUAUUAUUUGAAUUUACUGCCAAUUAUAACAGCUUUGAUUUCACCAAAAGCCUCUAAAAUAUACUUUAAAAAAGUUUCCAUGCCAUUUUAUGUAACACAAUUCAAAUAUUCCAGAAACACAAGCGACAUCUGCUAGGUUGACUGCAUUAGUUGUUGUAUUUUAUGCUACAUAAACAGCUUCAAAUUCACCAAUAGCUUCUAAAACAUGCUUUGAAAGAGCUUUCUGGACAUGUUAUGUGACUUAAAUGAAAUAUUCUAAACCAAAAUGCAGUGUGCUGGGUUGGAUACGGAUAUUAUUUGAAUUUACUGGCAAUUAUAACAGCUUUGAUUUUACCAAAAGCCUCUAAAAUAUACUUUAAAAAAGUUUCCAUGCCAUUUUGUGUAACACAAUUCAAAUAUUCCAAAAACAAAAACGACAUCUGCUAUGUUGACUGCAUUUAGUUUUUGUAUUUUAUGCUACGUAAACAGCUUCAUUUUCACGAAAAGCUUCUAAAACAUGCUUCAAAAUAGCUUUCUGGACAUGUUAUGUGACUUAACUCAAAUAUUUUAAAGCAAAAUGCAGUGUGCUGCGUUGAAUAUGGAUAUUAUUUGAAUUUACUGCCAAUUAUAACAGCUUUGAUUUCACCAAAAGCCUGUAAAAUAUACUUUGAAAAAGUUUCCAUGCCAUUUUAUGUAACACAAUUCAAAUAUUCCAAAAACAAAAACGACAUCUGCUAGGUUGACUGCAUUAGUUGUUGUAUUUUAUGCUACGUAAACAGCUUCAAAUUCACGAAAAGCUUCUAAAACAUGCUUCAAAAUCGCUUUCUGGACAUGUUAUGUGACUUGACUCAAAUAUUUUAAAACAAAAUGCAGUUUGCUGCGUUGAAUAUGGAUAUUAUUUGAAUUUACUGCCAAUUAUAACAGCUUUGAUUUUACCAAAAGCCUCUAAAAUAUACUUUAAAAAAGUUUCCAUGCCAUUUUAUGUAACACAAUUCAAAUAUUCCAAAAACAAAAACGACAUCUGCUAUGUUGACUGCAUUUAGUUUUUGUAUUUUAUGCUACGUAAACAGCUUCAAUUUCACGAAAAGCUUCUAAAACAUGCUUCGAAAUAGCUCUCUGGACAUGUUAUGUAACCUAACUCAAAUAUUUUAAAGCAAAAUGCAGUGUGCUGGGUUGAAUAUGGAUAUUAUUUAAUUUUAUUGCCAAUUAUAACAGCUUUGAUUUCACCAAAAGCCUCUAAAAUAUACUUUAAAAAAGUUUCCAUGCCAUUUUAUGUAACAAAAUUCAAAUAUUCCAAAAACAAAAAUGACAUCUGCUAUGUUGACUGCAUUUAGUUUUUGUAUUUUAUGCUACGUAAACAGCUUCAAUUUCACGAAAAGCUUCUAAAACAUGCUUUGAAAUAGCUUUCUGGAGAUGUUAUGUCACUUAAUUCAAAUAUUUUAAACCAAAAUGUAGUGUGCUGGGUUGAAUAUGGAUAUUAUUUGAAUUUACUGCCAAUUAUAACAGCUUUGAUUUUACCAAAAGCCUCUAAAAUAUACUUUAAAAAAGUUUCCAUGCCAUUUUAUGUAACACAAUUCAAAUAUUCCAGAAACACAAGCGACAUCUGCUAGGUUGACUGCAUUAGUUGUUGUUUUUUAUGCUACAUAAACAGCUUCAAAUUCACCAAAAGCUUCUAAAACAUGCUUUGAAAGAGCUUUCUGGACAUGUUAUGUGACUUAAAUGAAAUAUUCUUAACCAAAAUGCAGUGUGCUGGGUUGAAUACGGACAUUAUUUUAAUUUACUGCCAAUUAUAACAGCUUUGAUUUUACCAAAAGCCUCUAAAAUCCAUCCAUCCAUCCAUUUUCUACCACUUAUUCCCUUUUUUGGGGUCGCGGGGGGGCGCUGGCGCCUAUCUCAGCUACAAUUGGGCGGAAGGCGGCGUACACCCUGGACAAGUCGCCACCUCAUCGCAGGGCUGACAACAAUAAUUUGUCCCAAAAAAACUCUUCAGUUUGCAUUUAUUUCAACAAGCUAUAGCAGACUGAACAACAACACCUAACAUUAUCAACCCCGCUUUAAACAAUACUCCCUCACAUCAGACCGUUAAUAUACUUUAAAAAAGUUUCCAUGCCAUUUUAUGUAACACAAUUCAAAUACUCCAGAAACACAAGCGACAUCUGCUAGGUUGACUGCAUUAGUUGUUGUAUUUUAUGCUACGUAAACAGCUUCAAAUUCACCAAAAGCUUCUAAAACUUGCUUUGAAAGAGCUUUCUGGACAUGUUAUGUCACUUAACUCAAAUGUUCCAAACCAAAAUGCAGUGUGCUGGGUUGAAUAUGUUGAGUAUUUGAUAUUUUCCUGUAUUUACGAGUUUCCCUGAUAUACUUUUAAAGAGUGACCCACACAGAUCAAAGAGACAGCACUUCCAACGACACAUUUUCUGUUACAUAUUUGUCAAUUCUUCGAAGCGCCUUCAAACGUGGCAAGUGUGAACGCACCUUCAAUUAAUUUUAGCCGGGAAUGUAUGAAAUAUUACAGGCAUGCUGAUCACCUUUGCACAAAUAGAAGGGAAGGUGAGGUCAUUGUCAUGUGAUCACAUCACCACACACGUGUUCACACUCACACGGGACCUCGCAGGUUUAUGGUUCUCCCUCCCUCACUCCGUUUUGUGAGAUAAUUUAAACUAUUAUGCUUUUACACCCAUUGCCGGUGCGUUUAAAUAUUGUGAAAGUCUGACCUCUCCAAGGAUAAAACUGUGUUUAUUACAACUCAAGUCUUAUUUUUAGUCCACCUUUGAACACUGGUCAGUGGAACCUCUGAAAGUGGACCGUUCAACUUUGGAGGAUUCACUGUACUGCUAACUGGUUUGAAGCAGCUAUGGGCUUAGUGCACACACACACACACACUUUCUUUACAUUCAUGAUCUUAAACUCCAAGAGAGAUUUGUUGUCCUGACAAAUUGUGUGUGUGUGUGUGUGUUUCUCAACGUAAAAUGUGACAUGAGUUGUAAAGUGCAGUUAAUCCGUACCAAAAAAAAACUUCCAAUGACGGCUGAGCCAAUCGAUCAAAAAAUCAGAAUAAAAACAAAUUCAUCAAAUUCCCCGGGUUGGUGCCAUAAAUUGAGGAUUUUAUCCAUAUUGUGAAAUGUGCUACAAACCUGAGCUACAAGGAUAAUUCAGCCAGUAAAACAGAAGACAAAAGCCAAUGUAGUAUCUCAAGAAAGUCAGUCCAUCCCACUCAUUGUAUCUCAUACAGUAGAAAUGAACCUUAGAGUAGUCAACGUACAGCUUGUGUAGUUAAUACUAUUCACUGAAAGUAAGUCAACACACAGUUGUUUAAAAUGCUUGUUUCACCGGAAAAAAUCGUGAUGCUACCGCCAUCAUGCUUGACCGCAGACAUGUUCAAACGAAUGAACGGCAGCACUCAUGCAUCCCCAGACUUUACCAACUCCAACUGCAGCCAUGAUGGAAUUCAUGUUCAUGUUUCCCUUCAAUGAUCUGCAGUUCACAGAGACAGCAGCACUCUGGCAACCCCAGACCAUAAUGCUACCACCCCCAUUGUUGACUGUAGGCAUCUUAGUAUGGUAAAUGUGUUAUACUUGUAUAGCGCUUUUCUACCUUCAAGGUACUCAAAGCGCUUUGACACUAUUUCCACAUUCACCCAUUCACACACACAUUUACACACUGAUGGCGGGAGCUGCCAUGCAAGGCGCUAACCACGACCCAUCAGGAGCAAGGGUGAAGUCCCUUGCUCAAGGACACAACGGACGUGAGUAGGGUGAUAGAAGCUGGCGAUCAAACCAGGAACCCUCAGGUUGCUGGCACGGCCGCUCUCCCAACCGCGCCAU